This is a messenger RNA of Lottia gigantea (owl limpet), 1563 nucleotides long. RefSeq lists its product as hypothetical. The record is from RefSeq and is a predicted model, not a curated record. Gene Ontology annotation, cellular component: nucleus. Gene Ontology annotation, molecular function: mRNA binding. The transcript has 9 exons. Bases 1 to 1563 code for a protein of 520 amino acids. Lineage: Eukaryota; Metazoa; Mollusca; Gastropoda; Lottiidae.
AUGGAUUCCAGUUCAGAAAAAUCGAUGGUCCAGGGUGUCGCUGGAGCCCCCAAUGAAACAGCUCUUCUGGGAUUAAUGGAAAGAACUGGAUACAGCAUGAUUCAAGAAAAUGGCCAGAGAAAGUACGGUGGUCCGCCUCCAGACUGGGAAGGUGGUCAACCUCAGCGAGGAUCGGAGAUUUUCAUCGGUAAAAUUCCCCGUGAUUGUUUUGAAGAUGAGUUGGUGCCAGUUUUCGAAAGGAUCGGAAAAGUUUAUGAGUUUCGAUUGAUGAUGGAUUUUAGUGGAUCUAACCGGGGAUAUGCUUUCUGUAUGUACACGAAUAGGAACGACGCCCAACGCGCUAUCAAGGAGCUCAAUAAUUUCGAGAUUAGAAAAGGACGUCUGCUCGGAGUUUGUGCCAGUGUUGAUAAUUGUAGGCUUUUUGUCGGUGGAAUUCCGAAGAAUAAGCAACGAGAUGAAAUUAAGGAAGAAAUGCAAAAGGUUACAGAGGGAGUAGUCAAAGUGAUCGUCUAUCCCAGUGUCAUGGAUAAAACCAAGAAUCGUGGAUUUGCUUUCGUUGAAUACAGUUCUCACAGGGACGCUGCCAUGGCCCGUCGGAAAUUAAUUCCAGGUCGGAUCCAACUAUGGGGACAUCAAAUAGCUGUAGAUUGGGCAGAGCCUGAACAAGAUGUCGACGAGGAUGUCAUGUCUAAUGUGCGUGUAUUGUAUGUACGAAAUUUAAUGCUAGACACUUCUGAAGAAACUGUUAGAGAUAUAUUUGAAAGAGCGUCUGAUUCUACUGGAUCCAUUGAAAGAGUGAAGAAAAUUAAAGACUAUUGUUUCGUCCAUUUUAGAACCAGAGAGCAUGCAGCUGAGGCUAUGUCCAAUUUAAAUGGUACCACCAUAGAAGGAUCUCAUAUAGAAGUAGUAUGGGCCAAACCCCCAGACAAGACAGAUCCUAGAAGGAUAAUGAAGGGGCUCCAGCAGGUGACUUUACCACAAGGCUUAUGUCCACCCAGCUUUACCACUAGGCUUAUGUCCACACAGCUUUACCACAAGGCUUAUAUCCACCCAGCUUUACCACUAGGCUUAUUGGAGGGGGGGAGGGGGCUAGGGACAUUAAUCCCAGCACCAGCUAUGAGAGGGAGAGGACGAGGGGCAGCAGGAUCCCGUGGGGCAGGAGGUACUAGGGGGUACAUGCCCUCUAAUAUUAGACCAGGCUAUAGAAGAUACCCUGUGGAGGGAAGACUGUAUGAUAUAUUACCUGGAAUGGAGUUAACCCCUACUAAUCCAGUUACUUUAAAACCACAGUCUUUAAAAUCAUCAGUACAGAUUUUAGAAGAUAUUUGUGGUAAAAAUGGUUGGGGUAGUCCCAUGUAUCAACUCCAUUCUGCUGUACAACGAGAUAAUAAUACAGAAUCACAACUCUUCUUAUUUAAGGUGACCAUUCCAGCAUUAGCUAGUACCAACCCUACCCCCUAUCAACCUAAUAAACUCUGUCGUACUGUAGAGGAAGCUAAACUCUACGCUGCGGAAUUUGUCCUCACUAGUCUUGGAAUCCCAUUUGAAGGUAAUGAUCUUUGA